Molecule: messenger RNA, 1332 nt
Organism: Aureobasidium melanogenum CBS 110374
Lineage: Eukaryota; Fungi; Ascomycota; Dothideomycetes; Dothideales; Saccotheciaceae
Product: alpha/beta-hydrolase
Exons: 3
Coding region: 1-1332 (443 amino acids)
Source: RefSeq, a predicted model, not a curated record
AUGUCUUCCAUCGCCCUUCUAGCCCUCUUGGGUACUGUGGCUUCUGCAGCCAAAGUCUGCACCAAUGUGACUGUGCCAGUCUACAUCAACGCAAGACAGGCUGUCUUCGACGUCCCUACCCUGGAGUCAAACCUCGAUGCAGUCAAGUUUUCUCUCGACUUCACUAACAUUGGCAUGAACUACACCGAUGUUGUCACUACCGGGUUCCAGACCGUCACUGGAAGCUACAACAUCAGCGCCAAAUACUGCAAGCCUGAAGGUGACAACAGUGCCAACCCUGUUGUCCAGGUCCUGACUCACGGGAUUGGUUUCGACAAGAGCUACUGGGACUUGUCCUACAACAACUACAACUACUCCUACAUCGAUGUUGCUGUUGCUGCUGGCUACCACACUGUGUCCAUCGACAGAUUCGGAAUCGGCAACUCUUCCCACGCUGAUCCUCUCAACAUCGUUCAAGCUCCUGCUGAGGUGUCUGCUCUGUAUGAGAUUACCUCCAUGCUCCGCAACGGUACCUUCCCUCAGGUCAGCCAGAAAUUCGGCAAGGUAGUGCACGUCGGACACUCUUUCGGCUCUCUCCAGAGUUACCUUUUGACAGCUCUCUACCCCGGUUCCUCUGACGGUGUUGCUCUCACUGGCUUCUCUAUGAACGCUACCUGGCUGGCUCAAACCCUCGCUGAUUGGAACCUGCAUCUCGCUCGUCUCAAUCAACCUCUUCGCUUCGGCGAUCAGUCCGUCUCGCGCACCAAGACUAACACCGCCUGGCUCGGUCAGAGCGUCAUCUCGAUACUUCAGUCUGCUCUUAGCGCUGUUGGUAUCGACCUCUCGAGCUCUGAUAUCUGGCAGGAAAUCGCUACCACUGAAGUUGGUGAUAUCAUCAACGGCUGGAAUGCUACUGUCGCCCCUGUUGCGCAGAACCUGCCUACCGGAUACCUCACCUGGAGCGAUUUGACAAGCAACAUCUUCGCCUUCCUGUAUCCUGGCUACUUCGAUGUUGGCGCCGCUGUCUUUGCUGAGAGCACCAAGCAACCUGUUACUCUUGGAGAAGUCUUCACUCUUGGCAAUGGUGCUCCUGCUACCUCUCCUCUCACCGGUCCUGCUCUCGUUUUGACCGGCCGUCAAGACACGAUCUAUUGCGGAGGUGAUUGCCUCGCCACUGGCGGUGCUGCUGCUAGCAUUCCCGCUGGAGUCGGGGCGGCAUUCCCUAACGCCAGCAAGUUUGAAGCCUACAUUCACCCAAACACUGGCCACGGCAUCAACUUCCACUACAACUCCACCGGUGCUUACAAUGUUAUCCAAAACUUCUUUGCUUCCAACGGUCUCCAGAGCUCAUAG